ACAGUCAGUUGAGGGGCCAAAUUGUGUGUUGAACCCGGGAACUGAACCGCGCCCUGACAGUGCAGCUCUAAAAAUAACAAUACUGUACCGGUAUCUCGCCAAUCAAGGAAGUUUCUGCCCCUGUCAGCAUGCACGUAGGUCUCGCGGGGAGUAGGUUCUUACGUAGUGAUCCGGGGGGUCUUGCUAUGAUAAAUUAGCAUCGACAGGACUGUCGAUUAUGUAGACUUCUAAAUCGACCACUUCGCUCGUUGGGAAAAAUAAACUCGCCGGAGUAUUUAUCCGAUGGCUCGGGUUCAACUACUAAGGGCGGAUCUAUGAUACUACGCAGAUAUCUAACCCUUUAACCAAACCAUGUCGAUCAACGCGUCGCGCGUCGUGUGGAGCACGGAUUGGCAGCCGCCAGCCAUCACAGAGCUCAACUUCGACCCGAGUAAUGCGACUAUAUGCGCUGCAGCAGGCGCGUGGAUGGCAGCCGAUGUUAACACCUUCCAAGACGAGGAGAUGUUCAUGACAACGAAUUUCGUCACCAAUUUCCUACGAGCUAUCCUACCUCUCGAUACAACACCACCCGAUAACAUGACUUUGAUAUUAUGGUACGAUGGGUUCAUACGGGAAAAUAUAGAUGACCUCAGUCAACUCCAGAGGUUCGCUUUAUAUAAUUGCGCGCCCGACGUUUGCAAAAACCUCAAUUGGGAGGGUGAUCCGGACGUCUCAGGGCGGGGGAUGCUAAUAACAUACUAUCUAGCUGCUGGAAUGGUCACGAUAUACUUAUGUGCUCUUGCGCUAUCUGGUUCGGGAAUUUUCCGACAAAAUUAUCCAUCACGAUCGAGAAGGGCUUGGUUGAUAGGUGGAUUUGAAGCAUCUGCGAGUACGUUCUUGGAUGCGGCGUUGAUAUUUGCCGUCUCAAUGCUUGCCGCUGCUUGCUUCAGGUUGUCACAAGCUUUCUUCCAAGAGUAUGGAGUUGCAAAGGGGCAUUGGAUGAUCUAUGCCUCAAUCGGUUCUAUCUACAUGUCCACAUUCUCCUCAUUACUUCCACUGUUAUUACAGGCGACCGCGCCUGGUAUACGGCGGCACUGGCUUCGGAUUACUCUCUGGGCACUUACUAUCAUUUUAGGCAUCGUUAAUGAGGGAUUGUUUGACUCCUUCUUUUUCAAAAUUACGGAUCCGAAAAUGAAAGACACGCUCGAAUUGGUUUGGCUACAGUAUUGCAGCCCAAUCAACUUAUUAUCUUAUGGAAUUACGCCGACACUUCGCAUAGCUCAAGGGUUAUUGGUUCUAAAUACCAUUUUCUACAUUAUCUACUUGAGAUACCAUGGGAAGGGUAGGAACGAUCAAACAUGGCCUAAAACGAAGAAUUUUUGGCGGAAAGCGAUCCAAUAUAUACAGAUAUUGAAUGUGGCAAUAUGUUGUCUGUUGAUGUGGUCGAUGGUGGCAACCUUCCACUACUAUCGGGACCUCGUCGAUAGAGCUGCAGGAGAUGAUAACCAAAAUUCUGCCUGGACAUUCGGUCAAGUCUUAGCAGUAGCUACCUGGAUUCCCGUACUGGUAGAGUUGGCUACCAUUUUGAAAUACGGGACCAAAGAAGGACUCGCGAGGAAGAUUUCAAAGAAAUACGCCAUCGUUCUAAACAAUGCCCCUACUCAUGAUGAAGAGAAGGGGUCGCAAUAUUCAAGAGUAGAGAAUAGGGGAUAAAACUACUAAAAAAAAAGGACUAUUAUGAUAGCUAUGUGAGGAUUUUCACACCGCUUUUUUUCCCCAUGAGCGCAGGCUUGACCGGCGUGGCUACACCAAAAUGAUUCGUUAAGAUUUCACUCUCACUAAUGAAUCCUCUUAUUUGGUAUUAGUGCAUACCCCUAUUGGCGUUUCAUCUAUAAAGGGCUUUCAUGCUAUUGUAGAUGUACUAUCGUCGCCGCCUUUAUUCUCCGCAAAUGUUUCUGGCGGCCCUUUGUAAUCAUUCGCACUGCUAGGGGACGUCCCUAUCUACAUAGUAUCAAACGUUUCCCGAUCCGAGGUGGUGGGUCGCUAUAUUUAGGGCUCAUCAAAGAGGACCUAUUACCAAAUGGGCUCCUUACUAGGCCUUUUCAUGGGCUUAGCCGGUUUCUGGAAGAGACUUCUGCGUUUUUAUCCACGGUAAUACAAGCUUGCGAACCGUGUGGUUAGCUUAUGUUAACAAUAUAAGAGGCCGGUAAUCCCAAAGUAGUUAUUAUACACAAUAAAAUUAAAAUAGCUACCCGGGUAAGAUGGUGUUGUGAAUAAAGAAAAAGCCUAGUCAUUGUCAAGAAAAUUAGGAUGAAAGAGCAUAUAGACG
This is a messenger RNA of Hypoxylon trugodes, 2308 nucleotides long. RefSeq lists its product as uncharacterized. The transcript is spliced from 3 exons. The record is from RefSeq and is a predicted model, not a curated record. Bases 352 to 1692 code for a protein of 446 amino acids. Lineage: Eukaryota; Fungi; Ascomycota; Sordariomycetes; Xylariales; Hypoxylaceae.